AUGUCCAGCAGCCACGCUCACUAUCAACGAAAUGGUGCCGAUCCGCAAUCCGUGCGAUGCUAUAGCUACACGCAAGAAAAGCGAGGACGAGACGUCAGCAACGAGGAAGAUGAACUUGUCUACGGGCUUACAAAACGGGCAAGGACAGUAGGCCAGGUGCAUCAUAUGGCGAUCGAUGCGGAUCAGGCUUUGGUCAAGCUAUCGCAUGAGUUAUACACCGUGGGCUGGGUUUGUGCUCUUCCUCUUGAGAUGGCUGCAGCCCAAGCCAUGCUUGACUACGUACAUCAACCUCUCGACAUGAACCCAAACGAUAGCAAUGUUUAUAUGUUUGGCAGCAUCGGCCUGCACAACAUCGUCAUUGCAUGCUUGCCAUCGGGACAGUACGGCACAACCAGUGCGGCCGUAGUGGCAAACAAUAUGCGUUGGAGCUUUCCUUCUAUACAUAUUGGUUUGAUGGUUGGGAUAGGCGGCGGCGUUCCCGGCAAGGUCGACAUACGGCUGGGCGAUGUUGUGGUCAGCAAUCCGACAGCAGAUUCCCCGGGGGUCGUGCAGUAUGACUUUGGCAAAGCUGUGAACGAUGGUCACUUCGAACGCAUCGGCAAUCUGAACAAACCCCCACCGUCAGUGCUUGCGGCUGUCUCAAGGUUACGAGCUGACCACGAAGCAUGGCCGAGUCAAAUUCCGACAAUCUUGUCCCACAUGGAAAUGCGGAAUCCUUACAUGAUUGGAUAUUCGCAUCGAAAUGUAGAGGAAGACCGACUCUUUGAAGCAUCAUACGAACAUUCCGGGGAAACUUGCGACAGUUGCGACAGGUCCAAACUGGUAUCACGCGAUCCACGACCGACAGAUACCCCCAGUAUCCAUUACGGGAUCAUUGCCUCUGGGAAUCAGGUCAUGAAACAUGCUAAAACAAGAGAUCGACUUGCAAAAGACCUCGGACUGCUAUGCUUCGAGAUGGAAGCCGCAGGGCUAAUGGACAACUUUCCAUGCCUCGUUAUUCGUGGCAUCUGUGACUAUUCGGAUUCCCACAAAGCAAAGCGAUGGCAGAAAUAUGCCGCCGCCACCGCAGCAGCCUACGCGAAAGAGCUUCUCCUCAUCACGCCGGUCCAAGGGAAUUCCACUACACAAAAGCAGCCUGAAGUGUGUGACAUUGAAACACCACCAUCAGAUCGCCAGAGGCUUCUAGACUCCCUCAAGUUCAACCAAAUUGACAAGCGGCACGCCAAUAUCAAAGCCAACCACGCCAAAACUUGCGAGUGGCUCAUUGAUCAUCCUGACUACAUCGCCUGGAUAGAUCGCAAGAAGUACUCUCGGCAUCACGGGUUUCUCUGGAUCAGGGGAAAGCCUGGAGCUGGGAAGUCAACGAUAAUGAAGUUCGCCUUCACACGGGCGAGAAGGAGAACUUCAUCAAUGGGAACUUCCAUCUCUUUCUUCUUCAACGCAAGAGGCGAAGGUCUCGAGAAAACCACGUUGGGAAUGUAUCGAUCACUCCUGCAUCAGCUUUUUGAGAAAAUGCCUGACCUACAGGUUUUACUCGAUGCCAACGACGUUUCACCCUUGGACCAACAGGGACUUGUAGCGUGGGAUCUGGAAACGACCAAGACCCUCUUUCGUAGCACCAUCCGGAAACUCGGGCAGCGACAAUUGACUUGUUUCAUUGACGCCCUUGACGAGUGUGCCGAGGGUGAGGUCCGAGAAAUGGUCGAGGUCUUUGAAGACCUGGGACAGUAUGCUGUUCAGAAAGACCUCCGGUUCUAUGUCUGCCUUUCCAGUCGGCACUAUCCCUACAUCGACAUUCAAUACGGCCAAAAGCUCAUCCUCGAAGACCAGAUUGGUCAUGGGGAAGACAUCGCAAAUUACGCACGCAGUAGUCUCAAGGCCGGUACCGGAUCUAAGAGUGACGAAGUCAUAGCCGAAAUUCUUCGAAAAGCCUCUGGUGUCUUUAUGUGGGUCGUAUUAGUCGUCGACAUAUUGAACAAAGAGUACAAUGGGGGUCGCGUGUUCAAAAUCAAGAGCCGCCUAAAGGAGAUCCCGUCCAAACUCAGUGAGCUCUUCCAAAACAUGCUGACGAGAGACCAAGAGAACCUUGAUGAUUUGCUUCUAUGCAUCCAGUGGGUUCUCUACGGUGCACGACCUCUGAAACGAGAGGAAUACUACUUCGCCUUGGCCUCCGGCUUGGAGCCUGAUACCUUGGGGGAAUGGGAUCCCAAUGAGAUCCCACAUGAAUUCAUGGAUCGUCUGAUCGUCAGCUCAUCCAAAGGACUUGCUGAGACAACGAGAUCCGAUGACAAGACGGUUCAGUUCAUUCAUGAAUCAGUACGAGACUUUCUUCUCAAGGACAACGGGUUGCGUAAUCUCUGGCCAGAAUUGGGCGCCGAUUUCGAAGCCCAAAGCCAUAACAGAUUGAGGGACUGCUGUCACGUAUACUCGAGUCAAGUAAACAUAUCCGAACACUUGCCAGAGAACGAAUUUCUAUUGGACUCAUCCAAGGAACAAGCCGCAGAAAUCAAAGACCAAGUCGAACAAGGCUUUCCAUUUCUAGAGUACGCAAACAGUCACGUACUCUACCAUGCCGAUGCCGCUGCCCAGACAGCUCCACAGAUCGAGUUCUUCCAAACCUUUCCAUUGGACCAAUGGAUCCAGAGAAGCAAUCUUUUCGAAAAGCAUAAAACUCGGAGGCACCAGCCCAGCUCCACGAGCCUGUUGUACAUUGUUGCAGAGAAGGGGUUAGCGAACCUAGUCGGCACAGCGCUCCGCCAGACCUCAGAUGCCGAAAUACGCGGAGGCCGUUAUGGCUUUCCACUCCUUGCAGCUCUGAAGGAGGGCCAUGAAAAGGCAGCAAGCUUGUUGUUGCAGUGUACUGCAAGUUCCGCAACACAAGAUCGAUCUACUUCAUAUAAUACCCCGGGAUCCGAUACCAGCACCCAAGUCCCCCCGAGCAUCGACUGCAUGGACAAAGAAGGGCACAUUGCACGACUUUUGAUUGAGACAGGCGUCUGCGUCAACACGGGGUAUGAGGACAAUGUCACGCCUCUACUAGUGGCAGCCCUGAAUCUUCAAAAAUCCUUCAUCGAGUUCCUUCUUGAUAAUGGAGCAGACAUCAAUGGAAGAGAUUCCCGUGGGCGAACACCUCUUCACAAGGCUUGCACAGAAAGGGGGGGCUCAGCAGCUAUAAAUCUUCUGCUCGAAAAAGGCGCACACGCUCACGCACAAGACAUUGAUGGAAACACCCCAUUAUUCGUCGCCGUAUUACGUGGCAAUGAGUCCGCUGUCGUUACUCUACUGCGCCACAGCAGUGUCAAAGUCCAAAAAGAUGAUGACGGAAUUACAUUCUCCAAUGAAGGAUUGCAGCAAGCAGUCGGUAACGGACUUCUAGAGCACAGGCACUUAGUGAACAAGCAGGGACAGACCCCUCUCUUUGUGACUAAACCCGACAUGUCGGACCAUGUUUUGGGUGAGCUAUUGGAUGCAGAUCUGGAUCCUGCGCAUCAAGAUGAUGCGGGUCAAAACUUCCUCCACGAGGCGUGUAAGAGGGAGCACGCAACCUCCGAAUAUCUUGAAUGUGUCGAAAAGGCCAUUCAGAAGGGUCUUGAAAUUGACGGACGAGACUACAAAAGUCGAACCCCACUUAUGAACGCCGCCAACAAGAUGAGUCGGAGCUUUGUCGAUUUUCUGCUUCAACAUGGGGCCAACCCCAACGCGAGGGACGAUGAAGGCCAUACACCACUAUCCGAGGUCGUUUCUUCUACAAUGUGGAUCUAUUCUCCACGCGACUUACCUGUAGUUCGCAGCCUUCUCGACGCAGGUGCUGAUGUCACAGAAUCAGGCCCGGACGGUGAAAAUUUAGUGGCAAUGGCUAUUCGGCUGGGGAAGAAUGAUGUGGCAGAAUUGCUUAGAGCAAGGAUAGAGAAAGUCGGUAUCACUACAUGA
Colletotrichum orchidophilum is the source of this 3930-nucleotide messenger RNA. RefSeq lists its product as uncharacterized. The transcript is spliced from 3 exons. Lineage: Eukaryota; Fungi; Ascomycota; Sordariomycetes; Glomerellales; Glomerellaceae. The record is from RefSeq and is a predicted model, not a curated record. Bases 1 to 3930 code for a protein of 1309 amino acids. Gene Ontology annotation, biological process: nucleoside metabolic process. Gene Ontology annotation, molecular function: protein binding; catalytic activity.